Messenger RNA from Antrostomus carolinensis (chuck-will's-widow), 1745 nucleotides. Its product is annotated as cullin-3. The annotation marks the transcript as partial. The record is from RefSeq and is a predicted model, not a curated record. The transcript has 9 exons. Gene Ontology annotation, biological process: ubiquitin-dependent protein catabolic process. NCBI's taxonomy places the organism in Eukaryota, Metazoa, Chordata, Aves, Caprimulgiformes, Caprimulgidae. Gene Ontology annotation, molecular function: ubiquitin protein ligase binding.
AGAUGACUAUGGAUGAGAAAUAUGUGAAUAGCAUUUGGGAUCUUCUAAAAAAUGCAAUCCAAGAGAUCCAGCGUAAGAACAAUAGUGGUCUCAGCUUUGAGGAGCUGUAUAGGAAUGCAUAUACAAUGGUGUUGCAUAAACACGGCGAAAAACUCUACACUGGACUAAGAGAAGUGGUCACUGAGCAUCUAAUAAACAAGGUGCGAGAAGAUGUGUUAAACUCCUUGAAUAACAACUUUCUACAAACACUAAACCAAGCAUGGAAUGAUCAUCAAACAGCGAUGGUGAUGAUUAGAGACAUUCUGAUGUAUAUGGACCGUGUGUAUGUGCAACAGAAUAAUGUGGAGAAUGUCUACAAUUUGGGCUUAAUUAUUUUUCGAGAUCAAGUUGUACGCUAUGGCUGUAUUAGGGAUCACCUACGGCAAACUCUGCUGGAUAUGAUUGCAAGAGAAAGGAAAGGAGAAGUUGUAGACAGAGGCGCAAUAAGAAAUGCUUGCCAGAUGUUAAUGAUUCUAGGUCUUGAAGGAAGGUCAGUCUAUGAAGAAGACUUUGAGGCUCCAUUUUUGGAGAUGUCUGCAGAAUUUUUUCAGAUGGAAAGUCAGAAAUUUUUAGCUGAAAACAGUGCUUCUGUAUAUAUAAAGAAAGUAGAAGCUAGAAUUAAUGAAGAAAUAGAACGGGUGAUGCAUUGUCUGGAUAAAUCAACAGAAGAACCAAUUGUGAAAGUUGUUGAGAGGGAGCUUAUUUCCAAGCAUAUGAAAACUAUAGUGGAAAUGGAGAACUCUGGGCUAGUUCAUAUGCUGAAAAACGGGAAGACAGAAGACCUUGCUUGCAUGUACAAGUUGUUUAGCCGCGUGCCAAAUGGUCUGAAGACAAUGUGCGAGUGCAUGAGUUCUUACCUGAGAGAGCAAGGCAAAGCACUAGUGUCUGAAGAAGGAGAAGGAAAGAAUCCAGUUGACUACAUUCAGGGCUUACUGGAUUUGAAGAGUAGGUUUGACCGCUUUCUUCAGGAAUCUUUCAAUAACGAUCGGCUCUUCAAACAGACUAUUGCGGGGGACUUUGAGUACUUCCUCAACCUCAACUCUAGGUCUCCAGAGUACCUCUCGUUAUUUAUUGAUGAUAAGCUGAAAAAGGGAGUCAAAGGACUAACAGAGCAAGAAGUAGAAACUAUAUUGGAUAAGGCAAUGGUUUUAUUUAGGUUUAUGCAAGAGAAAGAUGUUUUUGAACGCUAUUACAAGCAGCAUUUGGCAAGAAGACUUCUCACAAACAAGAGUGUUUCAGAUGAUUCUGAGAAAAAUAUGAUAUCUAAAUUAAAGACUGAAUGUGGAUGUCAGUUCACGUCUAAACUGGAAGGAAUGUUCAGGGACAUGAGCAUCUCAAACACGACGAUGGAUGAGUUCAGGCAACAUCUUCAGGCAACCGGGGUAAGAGCGUGGGGGUCUGCCCUUGUCCUUUUGCUUCCCUACAAACCCGAGAGCUUUAUCAAGGCUUCUGGUUUUUACUGUGCGUGUGGAAAGAAGGAUUUUGUUAGCGCGCUCAAAUACAUUUCUCAUACUGAGUUUCUUACCUUACAAAUACCUUACCUUUCCCGAAAUACAAAAGUCAGUUCGAAGCUUGAUCCGCAGCUUCAACAGUGCCAGUUUCAUUCCAUAAAAUCCUGUUCCAACCCCUGCGGUACCCGUUCUUCUGCAGGGACCCGGCUGCGGGGCCCGCUGCCCGGCGGAGCGCGGCUCUUCCGCCUGCGGCCG